Messenger RNA from Hemicordylus capensis (graceful crag lizard), 9289 nucleotides. It is a transcript of the gene ACACA, whose product is annotated as acetyl-CoA carboxylase alpha. The record is from RefSeq and is a predicted model, not a curated record. The transcript is spliced from 57 exons. Bases 163 to 7305 code for a protein of 2380 amino acids. Gene Ontology annotation, biological process: fatty acid biosynthetic process. Lineage: Eukaryota; Metazoa; Chordata; Lepidosauria; Squamata; Cordylidae. Gene Ontology annotation, molecular function: acetyl-CoA carboxylase activity; metal ion binding; ATP binding.
CAACCUGAGCCAGCCCCAGCAGCACGAGGCGGUCGUUGCAGCUGCUGGGCAUGCAACGGAAACACGGAAACUGAAUGAGGGAGAAGCUGUUAUACGCACAGCCAGACCAGAACCUCCCAAUGACUCCACAAGGGAAUCCAUUCACAGUUCAUUGGAAAGCUCAUGAAGAAUGCCCUCCAGAAGCAAAGUUCCUUCUGGCAGUGGAUCGCGACUCAAGUCACGAGGAUUGUGAGAGUGGUGCAAACUUACCUUGGAGGCGCGAUGGGCGAGUCUUUGCCAGGGGGCAAGGCCCUGGAGCUGAGCGUGCACUCUCGCUUCAUCAUCGGAUCCAUCUCGGAGGAUAACUCGGAGGACGAGACGAGCUCCCUGGUGAAAAUCGACCUGCUGGAGGACAAAGAACAGUCGCUGUCGCCUGUCUCCGUCGGUUCGGACUCCCUUUCUGACCUCGCCCCCUCCAGCGUCCAAGAGGGCCUGGCCAUUCAUAUGAGGCCAAGCAUGUCCGGGCUCCACCUCAUGAAGCAAGGCCGCGACCAGAAGAAAGUGGACCUGCAGCGGGACUUCACCGUCGCCUCCCCGGCCGAGUUCGUCACCCGCUUUGGGGGGAACAAAGUCAUUGAGAAGGUGCUCAUUGCCAACAACGGCAUUGCAGCGGUGAAGUGCAUGCGGUCCAUCCGGCGCUGGUCCUACGAGAUGUUUCGCAACGAGCGGGCCAUCCGCUUCGUGGUCAUGGUGACGCCGGAAGACCUGAAGGCAAACGCAGAGUACAUUAAAAUGGCGGACCACUACGUCCCCGUGCCGGGCGGCCCCAACAACAACAACUAUGCCAACGUGGAACUGAUUCUGGAUAUUGCGAAACGCAUCCCGGUGCAGGCCGUGUGGGCUGGCUGGGGCCACGCGUCGGAGAAUCCCAAACUACCAGAACUCCUCCACAAAAACGGAAUCGCCUUCAUGGGCCCUCCGAGCCAAGCCAUGUGGGCUCUCGGGGACAAAAUCGCCUCAUCGAUCGUGGCCCAGACGGCCGGCAUCCCCACGCUUCCCUGGAGCGGCAGCGGUCUGCGGGUGGACUGGCAGGAAGACGACUUCCAGAAGCGCCCUCUGCACGUCCCCCAGGAGCUCUACGAGAAGGGCUGCUUGACAGACGUGGACGACGGCCUGCGGGCGGCGGAAGAGGUCGGCUACCCCGUCAUGAUCAAGGCCUCUGAAGGAGGGGGCGGGAAAGGCAUCCGGAAGGUGAACAACGCGGACGACUUCCCCAACCUCUUCAGACAGGUGCAAGCAGAAGUGCCUGGCUCGCCCAUCUUCGUCAUGCGGCUGGCCAAGCAGUCCCGCCACCUGGAGGUGCAGCUCCUGGCUGACCAGUCCGGCAACGCCAUCUCCCUCUUCGGCCGCGACUGCUCCGUGCAGCGCCGGCACCAGAAGAUCAUCGAGGAGGCGCCGGCCUCCAUUGCCACGCUGGCCGUCUUUGAGCACAUGGAGCAGUGCGCGGUCAAACUGGCCAAGAUGGUGGGCUACGUCAGUGCCGGCACGGUGGAGUACCUCUACAGCCAGGACGGCAGCUUCUACUUCCUGGAGCUCAACCCCCGCCUGCAGGUGGAGCAUCCUUGCACCGAGAUGGUGGCUGACGUGAACCUGCCCUCGGCUCAACUCCAGAUUGCCAUGGGGAUCCCCCUCCACAGGAUCAAGGACAUCCGUGUGAUGUACGGAGCAUCACCCUGGGGGGACAGCCCCAUCGAUUUCGAGAACUCUGCCCAUGUGCCGUGUCCGCGCGGUCAUGUGAUAGCGGCCCGCAUCACCAGUGAGAACCCCGAUGAGGGAUUCAAGCCCAGCUCCGGGACGGUCCAAGAGCUGAAUUUCCGCAGCAACAAGAACGUCUGGGGGUAUUUCAGUGUGGCGGCUGCCGGCGGGCUCCACGAAUUUGCCGACUCCCAGUUUGGCCACUGUUUCUCCUGGGGGGAGAACCGGGAGGAAGCCAUCUCAAACAUGGUCGUGGCUCUGAAGGAGCUCUCCAUCCGAGGGGAUUUCCGGACCACCGUUGAGUACCUGAUCAAGUUGCUGGAAACGGAGAGCUUUCAGCACAACCGGAUCGACACCGGCUGGCUGGACCGGCUGAUUGCGGAGAAAGUGCAGGCGGAGAGACCAGACACCAUGCUGGGGGUGGUGUGUGGGGCGCUUCAUGUGGCCGACGUGAGCCUCCGGAACAGCGUCUCCAACUUCCUCCACUCGCUGGAGAGGGGCCAAGUCCUACCUGCUCACACGCUGCUGAACACGGUGGAUGUGGAACUGAUCUACGAAGGGAAGAAGUAUGUCCUGAAGGUGACCCGGCAGUCUCCCAACUCCUACGUGGUCAUCAUGAACGGCUCCUGCGUGGAGGUCGACGUCCACCGGCUGAGCGAUGGAGGGCUCCUCCUGUCCUACGACGGCAGCAGCUACACCACCUACAUGAAGGAAGAAGUGGACAGGUACCGCAUCACCAUUGGGAACAAGACCUGCGUGUUCGAGAAGGAGAACGACCCAUCCAUCCUGCGCUCUCCUUCAGCCGGGAAGCUCAUCCAGUACGUGGUGGAGGACGGGGGCCACGUGUUCGCGGGCCAGUGUUUUGCCGAGAUUGAGGUGAUGAAGAUGGUGAUGACGCUCACGGCGGCAGAAUCGGGCUGCAUCCAUUACGUGAAGCGUCCUGGGGCGGCGCUCGACCCGGGCUGUGUGAUUGCCAAGUUGCAACUGGACGACCCCAGCCGGGUUCAGCAGGCUGAACCCCACACGGGCACCUUGCCGCGGAUCCAGAGUACGGCGCUCCGGGGCGAGAAGCUCCACCGCGUCUUCCACUACGUCCUCGACAACCUGGUGAACGUGAUGAACGGCUACUGCCUGCCCGAGCCCUUCUUCAACAGCAAGGUGAAGGACUGGGUCGAGCGGCUGAUGAAGACCCUCCGAGACCCGUCCCUGCCUCUAUUGGAGCUGCAGGACAUCAUGACCAGUGUCUCUGGGCGCAUUCCCCCCAACGUGGAGAAAGCCAUCAAGAAGGAGAUGGCCCAGUACGCCAGCAACAUCACCUCGGUCCUCUGCCAGUUCCCCAGCCAGCAGAUUGCCAAUAUCCUGGACAGCCACGCGGCAACCCUCAACCGCAAGUCGGAGCGCGAGGUCUUCUUCAUGAACACCCAGAGCAUCGUGCAGCUGGUGCAGAGGUACCGGAGUGGCAUCCGAGGGCACAUGAAAGCCGUGGUGAUGGAUUUGCUCCGGCAGUACCUGAGGGUGGAAACUCAGUUCCAGCACGGUCACUACGAGAAGUGCGUCUUUGCCCUCCGGGAGGAGAACAAGGCCGACAUGAGCUCCGUCCUCAACUACAUCUUCUCCCACGCCCAGGUCACCAAGAAGAACCUCCUCGUGACGAUGCUCAUUGACCAGCUCUGUGGGCGGGACCCGACCCUGACGGACGAGCUCAUCAACAUCCUGACGGAGCUGACCCAGCUCAGCAAGACCACCAACGCCAAAGUCGCCCUGCGGGCCCGCCAGGUCCUCAUCGCUUCCCACUUGCCCUCCUACGAGCUGCGUCACAACCAGGUGGAAUCCAUCUUCCUUUCGGCCAUCGACAUGUACGGGCACCAGUUCUGCAUCGAGAAUCUGCAGAAACUCAUUCUCUCGGAGACUUCCAUCUUUGAUGUCCUGCCGAACUUCUUCUAUCACAGUAACCAGGUGGUGAGGAUGGCGGCCCUGGAGGUGUACGUGCGAAGGGCCUACAUCGCCUAUGAGCUGAACAGCGUCCAGCACCGCCAGCUGAAGGACAACACGUGCGUGGUGGAGUUCCAGUUCAUGCUCCCCACAUCUCAUCCGAACAGAGGGAACAUACCCACGCUCAACAGAAUGUCCUUCUCGUCCAACCUCAACCAUUACGGGAUGGCCCACGUGGCCAGCGUGAGCGACGUUCUCUUGGACAACUCCUUCACCCCGCCCUGCCAGCGGAUGGGCGGCAUGGUCUCCUUCCGGACCUUCGAAGACUUUGUCAGGCUCUUUGACGAAGUGAUGGGCUGCUUCUGCGACUCUCCUCCUCAGAGCCCCACCUUCCCCGAGGCGGGCCACCCGUCCCUGUACGACGAGGAGAAGAGCGCCCGCGAGGAGCCCAUCCACAUUCUGAACGUGGCCAUCAAGACCGACUGCGACACUGACGACGAAGGCCUGGCCGGCAUGUUCCGGGAGUUCACCCAGAGCAAGAAAGCUGUUCUGAUCGACCACGGCAUUCGCCGCCUGACCUUCCUCGUGGCUCAAAAGGAUUUCAGGAAACAGGUCAACUGUGAGGUGGAUCAAAGAUUCCAUAGGGAGUUCCCCAAAUUCUUUACAUUCCGUGCCAGAGAUAAGUUCGAGGAAGACCGCAUCUACCGCCACCUGGAGCCGGCCUUGGCCUUCCAGCUGGAGCUGAACCGGAUGCGGAACUUUGACCUGACCGCCAUCCCCUGCGCCAACCACAAGAUGCACCUCUACCUGGGCGCAGCCAAAGUGGAGGCCGGGGCGGAGGUGACGGACUACCGCUUCUUUGUGCGCGCCAUCAUCCGGCACUCCGACUUGGUGACCAAGGAGGCCUCCUUCGAGUACCUGCAGAACGAGGGGGAGCGGCUGCUCCUGGAAGCCAUGGACGAGCUGGAGGUGGCCUUCAAUAACACCAACGUCCGCACCGACUGCAACCACAUCUUCCUCAACUUCGUCCCCACAGUCAUCAUGGACCCUUCCAAGAUUGAGGAGUCGGUGCGCAGUAUGGUGAUGCGUUAUGGCAGCCGCCUGUGGAAGCUGCGGGUGCUCCAGGCAGAGCUGAAGAUCAACAUCCGGCUGACGCCCACCGGCAGGGCCAUCCCCAUCCGGCUCUUCCUGACCAACGAAUCUGGCUACUACCUGGACAUCAGCCUCUACAAGGAGGUGACGGAUUCCAGGACCGCCCAGAUCAUGUUCCAGGCCUACGGGGAUAAGCAGGGCCCGCUGCACGGCAUGCUGAUCAACACUCCCUACGUGACGAAGGACCUGCUGCAGUCCAAGAGGUUCCAGGCCCAGUCGCUGGGCACGACGUACGUCUACGACAUCCCCGAGAUGUUCCGGCAGUCUCUGCUGAAGCUCUGGGCCUCCAUGAAUGAGCUGGCCACCCUGCCGCCCCCCCCGCUGCCUUCCGACAUGCUGACGUUCACGGAGCUGGUGCUGGACGGCCAAGGGCAGCUGGUCCACAUGAACAGGCUGCCCGGCGGCAAUGAGAUUGGCAUGGUGGCCUGGCGGAUGACGCUCAAGACCCCCGAGUAUCCGGAGGGGCGCGAUAUCAUCGUCAUCAGCAACGACCUGACCUACCGGAUCGGCUCCUUCGGCCCCCAAGAGGACCUGCUCUUCCUUCGGGCCUCGGAGCUUGCUCGGACGCAGGGCAUCCCCCGGGUUUACGUGGCGGCCAACAGUGGCGCCAGGAUCGGUUUGGCCGAGGAGAUCCGCCAUAUGUUCCACGUUGCGUGGGAAGAGCCGGCUGACCCGUAUAAAGGAUUCAAGUAUCUGUACCUGACACCGCAGGAUUAUAAGAAAGUCAGUGCUUUGAACUCCGUACACUGUGAGCAUGUGGAAGAUGAAGGAGAAUCCCGAUAUAAGAUUACGGAUAUUAUCGGGAAGGAAGAAGGCCUUGGGACAGAGAACCUCCGAGGAUCUGGGAUGAUUGCAGGAGAAUCGUCCUUGGCCUAUGAAGAGAUUAUCACGAUCAACCUGGUGACUUGUCGGGCGAUUGGGAUCGGGGCCUACCUUGUCCGCCUGGGGCAGCGGACUAUCCAAGUGGAGAACUCGCACAUCAUCCUGACGGGGGCGGGAGCACUCAACAAAGUGCUCGGGAGAGAAGUGUACACCUCCAACAACCAGCUGGGCGGCAUCCAGAUCAUGCACAACAACGGGGUCUCCCACUGCACCGUCUGCGACGACUUCGAAGGGGUCUACACCAUCCUGCUGUGGCUGUCCUACAUGCCAAAGAGCAUUUUCAGCCCAGUUCCGAUGCUCACCGUGAAGGACCCCGUAGGGAGAGUCAUUGAGUUUGUUCCCACCAAGACGCCCUACGACCCUCGCUGGAUGCUCGCGGGCCGGCCUCACCCAACCCAAAAGGGCCAGUGGCUCAGCGGCUUCUUUGACUACGGCUCUUUUCUGGAGAUCAUGCAGCCGUGGGCUCAGACCGUGGUGGUUGGCAGAGCGAGGCUGGGGGGCAUCCCGGUUGGCGUGGUUGCUGUUGAAACCAGAACGGUGGAGCUGAGCAUCCCUGCAGAUCCGGCCAACUUGGACUCGGAAGCCAAGAUUAUCCAGCAAGCCGGCCAAGUGUGGUUCCCCGACUCCGCCUUCAAGACCGCUCAAGCCAUCCGGGACUUCAACCGGGAAGGGCUCCCGCUGAUGGUCUUUGCCAACUGGAGAGGCUUCUCCGGAGGCAUGAAAGACAUGUACGACCAGGUGCUGAAAUUUGGGGCCUACAUCGUGGAUGGCUUGCGGGAGUACAGGCAGCCCGUCCUGGUUUACAUCCCCCCCCAGGCAGAGCUGAGGGGGGGCUCCUGGGUUGUGAUCGACCCCACCAUUAACCCCCGGCACAUGGAGAUGUACGCCGACCGGGAGAGCAGAGGUGGGGUCCUGGAGCCGGAAGGCACUGUAGAAAUCAAAUUCCGCAAGAAGGACUUGGUGAAAACCAUGAGGCGCGUGGAUCCGAUUUAUGUGCGUCUGGCCGAGCGGCUUGGCACCCCGGAGCUAAGUCCGACUGAGCGGAAGGAACUGGAGACCAAGCUGAAGGAACGGGAGGAAUUCCUAAUUCCCAUUUACCAUCAGGUAGCCGUGCAGUUUGCUGACUUGCACGACACGCCCGGCCGGAUGCAGGAGAAGGGGGUCAUUACGGACAUUCUGGACUGGAAGACGUCCCGGGCUUUCUUCUACUGGAGACUUCGGCGGCUGCUCCUGGAGGACUCGGUGAAGAAGAAGAUCCAUGAAGCCAACCCCGAACUGACAGACGGCCAGAUCCAAGCCAUGCUCAGACGGUGGUUUGUGGAAGUGGAAGGCACAGUCAAGGCGUACCUGUGGGAUAACAACAAGGACCUGGUGGAAUGGUUGGAGAAGCAGCUGACGGAAGAAGAAGGCACCCGCUCGGUGGUGGACGAGAACAUCAAGUACAUCUCCCGGGACUACAUCCUCAAGCAGAUCCGGAGCUUGGUUCAGGCCAACCCGGAAGUUGCCAUGGACUCCAUCGUCCACAUGACCCAACACAUCUCGCCCACCCAGCGAGCGGAGAUCGUGCGCAUCCUCUCCACCAUGGACUCUCCUUCCUCGACGUAAGCCGAGGCACCACCCAGAGAGCGAGCAGGGCUCCUCCUUCUCCUCCUCUUGCCUUCCCAACGCGUGUGCCUCUUUGCGCCCUGCAGAGGAAAUGCCAGAAAAGGACUUUUGUGCUUUCUCCUAUGUUCAACCUGGACUGGAGAAGCGCCUUGUCCUCCUCUGAGUCUCCAGAGACCGGAGGAAUUCAGACUCACUUAUAGAUGUUGUCCUGGUACCUAUUUAUUUAACCAUGUGGGACAUGGUGCCAACGAGCCGCACAGCACUUGGGAGAUGAUGAAAGGUACUCACUGAUGUACCCCGAGGUCUCAACUUAAGAAGAAGAAAUGUCGGGGGGGGGGGCCUGUGAGGGGCCCCUUUGCCAAGUCUUUGUCCUGCCUCAAUUUCUGCCCUGUGGGUCACUGGUUAACUCAGCUGCCCCCCUGCCCCCACCCGCCCUCCAAGGGUCCAGUAUCUGCCAGCACUGCUCUGGGUCCAACCGGCAAAGGCUUCGCCCCUUGUGGAAGCCACUGGCUGGCGUGCCUGACACCUCUCCCUCCCUGCUAGGGGCCACCUUCAAGCCACAGAGGAGGAGUCUCUGCUGACACACUUGUGCCCUCUUUGGGCAGAGGACAAAGAGGCCUCGCCUCUCUUUGGAGCGGCGGGGCGGGUCCCUCUGGCAGGUCCCGUGACUGUUUCUGAAACCCCGAUCACGGGCAAAGUCGCCGGACCAUGUCCCUGUUUUUACCUGGAAACCGGGCCUCAGUGUGACAUGGGCCUGGAGAACAGCCCCCUAGACAAGGAGUCCCAACUGCAUGGCUUCCCCCCUCCGCCUGAUCCUCGAGCUGGCCGGCCUCUUGGCUGGUGGUGGGGCAGGCCACCUUGCACACCCCUGCCGGUCUAGGAAGUGCCUGAGUUGGCCUUGGCUGCUGUUUCUGCAGGGAGGCUGGCCAAGGCGGCUCUUCCGCAAAGCGCCCGCCUCGGUCUUGGAAGGUUGGAGCCACCCCCAGCCCUGGGGGCUUCCGGGAGGUGAUUGGGGCUACGCUGCUGCUUCCAGGGCACCCUACCUCUCCCCGCCUGCUGCCCCCCCCACCAUUCCACCCCACCCCAUGGGGUGUGCUGUAACGUGCCCUGCUUGGCAUCCGCCCCAGGAAGGGGACGCCUCCAAGAGGUGGGGUGAGGGGAGGGGAGGGCUGCCGUUCCCCCUGCCAGCAUUUUGCUCCCUUCGAAUGCGCCCUCCCAAAGCAACCUGGUUUCACACUGAGACAUCCAGCGACAGAGGAGACUGUUGUCAUUGGAUGUGGACGCUAGCUUUCUUGAAGGUUUUCUCCCUGCCUUCAGCUGCUUCCUCUUGGGGGCUGGCGGGAGGGGGGGAACGCCUCCAGCCACUUCCUCCACCCGAGCCAAGGGAAGUGUCUGUCUGGAUAGAGCAAGAGAAGUCCGGCUGUGCUCAUGUGAAUUCUUCUUAAAAUGACACUUCAGUACAGCUGGUGGGCAGAGCCCAGGGACCCUCAUGUUGACGGUGUGAGUCCCCACAACCGGCUCAAUGCGUCCCUCUCGGUCUCUGCCCGGGUCUCCGAAAGGGUCCCGCUCUUCCUGUCAGCUUAGAUCUGGUGCCACCCCUCUGGCCACGAGAGCCAGCAAGUCAGUGGCUCUUCUUGGAAUCCCGCCGCCACCUUGGGGCGGUCUGGUUGUGGGAGAUUCCUACCCCUUUUUGUUUGCGAGAGGGAGAGAGAGAGAGAGAGAGAGAGAGAGAGAGAAGGGCUGCCUUGAGUCUUUGCAUUGAUCACACCGAGAGGCACAUUGGGGUGAGAGGUUGAGGGGUCCCUGGAGUCGGGGUGGGGGGGGUGACGCCUUCAGCAGACCAAAAGCUGUCCCUCAGCGGGGUAGGCAGAGAGCUCAGCUGGACCCACUGAAGUAUUAUUGUCGAUGUACAUUGUGGAUAACUCCUGGUGCUGAAGUUAUGCACUUACCUCAAGUUUCUUUUAAUAAAAGCAGAUCAGACCAA